CUCCCUCGUCCUCCCGCUAUAAGGGGGCAGGUCGGGCCGGACCGAACCGCAGACCCCACUGAGGAGCAGCCCGGUGACCAUGGAGCCGCUGAGCGCAGCCAACGCCCUCUUCGCGCUGGACCUGUUCCGCGCCCUGAGCCAGGACGACCCCGCCGCCAACAUCUUCUUCUCCCCCUUCAGCGUCUCCUCGGCGCUGGCCAUGGUCUUCCUGGGCACGCGGGGCAGCACCGAGGCGCAGCUGGCCAAGACCCUUCAUUUCGACACGGUGGAGGAGAUUCACGCAAGAUUCCAGAGCCUGAACGCCGAUAUCAACAAACGUGGCGCUUCCUACAUUCUGAAACUCGCCAACAGGCUGUAUGGCGAGAAAACCUACGACUUCCUCCCCGAGUUCUUAACUUCGACUCAAAAAAUGUACAGUGCUGAACUGGCCGGUGUGGACUUCCAGCACGCAGCUGAAGAUGCAAGGAAGGAGAUCAAUGCGUGGGUCAAAGAGCAGACAGAAGGGAAAAUCCCAGAACUGUUGGCCGCAGGGGUGGUUGACAGCAUGACCAAGCUGGUGCUGGUGAACGCCAUCUACUUCAAAGGGAAGUGGCAGGAGGAAUUCUCAAAGCAGUCCACCACGGAAGUCCCUUUCAGGCUGAAUAAGAAAGACACCAAAACUGUGAACAUGAUGUUUCAGAAGAACAAGUUCCCCCUGGGCUACAUCGAGGCCCUGAAGUGCCGCGUGCUGGAACUUCCCUACCAGGGCGAGGAGCUCAGCAUGGUCAUCCUGCUGCCCGAUGACAUUGAAGACGCUUCCACGGGCCUGAAGAAGAUCGAGGAGCAGCUGACUUUGGAGAACCUGACGGAGUGGACCCGGCCCGAGAACAUGCCCGUUGUGAAAGUCAACGUGCACCUGCCCAAGUUCAAGCUGGAGGAGAGCUACACCCUCAACGAGGCCCUGGCCCGCCUGGGGCUGCGUGAUCUCUUCGACAGCAGCAGGGCUGACCUGUCGGGCAUUGGGGGGGCCCGCGACCUUUUCAUUUCCAAAGUGGUGCACAAGUCCUUCGUGGAAGUCAACGAGGAGGGCACUGAGGCGGCGGCGGCCACGGCAGGCAUGGUUAUGCUCUGCAUGGCGGUGCAGGAGGAAUUCUUUGUCUGUGACCACCCCUUCAUCUUCCUGAUCCGUCACAAGGCCUCUGGCACCAUCCUGUUCCUGGGCAGAUUCUCCGCCCCCUAGAGAGGGGACGGCACAGGUCAAGCACCAGCCUG
This is a messenger RNA of Sorex fumeus (smoky shrew), 1251 nucleotides long. RefSeq names its product leukocyte elastase inhibitor-like. NCBI's taxonomy places the organism in Eukaryota, Metazoa, Chordata, Mammalia, Eulipotyphla, Soricidae. The transcript is spliced from 7 exons. Gene Ontology annotation, molecular function: serine-type endopeptidase inhibitor activity. Bases 80 to 1219 code for a protein of 379 amino acids. Gene Ontology annotation, biological process: negative regulation of endopeptidase activity. The record is from RefSeq and is a predicted model, not a curated record.